GGGGUUAGCAUAGCUCAGGGCGCGGCCAAGGCGCCCAGAUGGCCUACGGGCGCCACCGCGUCCCCGUCCCAGCCCGGGAGCACAUCAGAGGCUUAAAGGCGAGUGGGAGGGGACCCAGAAGCGGCGCAGGGCGAGAAAAGCCCGCGGCACCAAAGCCCCUCGGAGCGCCGUCCCCAUCUCCAGUUCUAGAAAGUCAGUUUCCGGGCACUGACACCCAGGAACCCCAGGGGCUGCCGAGCUGGGGGGGCGCUCGAGCUGCGAGGAUCCGGGCUGCCCGCGAGACGAGGAGCGGGCGCCCAGGAUGGGGUGCGUGAAGUCCAGGUUCCUCCGGGCCAGAGACAACACAUUCUCAAAAACUGAACCCAGCGCCAACCCGCACUGCCCUGUGUACGUGCCGGAUCCCACAUCUACCAUCAAGCCGGGGCCGAACAGCAACAACAGCAGCCCACCAGGAAUCGGGGAGGCAGGCUCAGAGGACAUCAUCGUGGUUGCCCUGUAUGAUUACGAGGCCAUUCACCACGAAGACCUCAGCUUCCGGAAGGGGGACCAGAUGAUGGUCCUGGAGGAAUCUGGGGAGUGGUGGAAGGCUCGGUCCCUGGCCACCCGGAAAGAGGGCUACAUCCCAAGCAACUAUGUCGCCCGCGUUGACUCUCUGGAGACAGAGGAGUGGUUCUUCAAGGGCAUCAGCCGGAAGGACGCAGAGCGCCAGCUCCUGGCUCCCGGCAACAUGCUGGGCUCCUUCAUGAUCCGGGAUAGCGAGACCACGAAAGGAAGCUACUCUUUGUCCGUGCGAGACUACGAUCCUCGGCAGGGAGAUACCGUGAAACAUUACAAGAUCCGGACCCUGGACAACGGGGGCUUCUACAUAUCCCCCCGAAGCACCUUCAGCACCCUACAGGAGCUGGUGGCCCACUACAAGAAGGGGAGCGAUGGGCUCUGCCAGAAACUGUCGGUGCCCUGCGUGUCUUCCAAACCCCAGAAGCCUUGGGAGAAAGAUGCCUGGGAGAUCCCCCGCGAAUCCCUCAAGCUAGAGAAGAAACUCGGAGCUGGGCAGUUUGGGGAAGUCUGGAUGGCCACCUACAACAAGCACACCAAAGUGGCGGUGAAGACGAUGAAGCCAGGGAGCAUGUCGGUGGCGGCCUUCCUGGCAGAGGCCAAUGUGAUGAAAACUCUGCAGCAUGACAAGCUGGUCAAACUUCAUGCGGUGGUCACCACGGAGCCCAUCUACAUCAUCACGGAGUUCAUGGCCAAAGGAAGCCUGCUGGAUUUUCUGAAAAGUGAUGAGGGCAGCAAGCAGCCCUUGCCACAACUCAUUGACUUCUCAGCCCAGAUUGCAGAAGGCAUGGCCUUCAUCGAGCAGAGGAACUACAUCCACCGAGACCUCCGAGCCGCCAACAUCUUGGUCUCCGCAGCCCUGGUGUGUAAGAUUGCCGACUUCGGCCUGGCCCGGAUCAUCGAGGACAAUGAGUACACGGCUCGGGAAGGGGCCAAGUUCCCCAUCAAAUGGACAGCUCCUGAGGCCAUCAACUUUGGCUCCUUCACCAUCAAGUCAGACGUCUGGUCCUUUGGUGUCCUGCUGAUGGAAAUCGUCACCUAUGGCCGAAUCCCUUACCCAGGGAUGUCAAACCCUGAAGUGAUCCGAGCUCUGGAGCGUGGAUACCGGAUGCCCCGCCCAGAGCACUGCCCAGAGGAGCUCUACAGCAUCAUGACGCGCUGCUGGAAGAACCGUCCGGAGGAGCGGCCGACCUUUGAAUACAUCCAGAGUGUGCUGGAUGACUUCUACACGGCCACAGAGAGCCAGUACCAACAGCAGCCAUAAUGGGCAGGACCAGGACAGGGCCAGGGGCCCAGGUGGUGGCUGCAAGGUGGCUCCAGCACCACCCACCAGGGCCCAGGCCACCUUCCUACUCCCAGACACCCACCCUGGCUUCAGCCACAGUUUCCUCAUCUGUCCAGUGGGUAGGUUGGACUGGAAAAUCUCUUUUUGACUCUAGCAAUCCAUAAUCUGACAUUCUCAGGAAGCCCCCAACUUGAUAUUUCUGUUUCCUGGAAUGGUUGGAUUUCAGUUACAGCUGUGGUUUGGAUGGGAAACUUUCAAAAUAGUGAAAUGAAUAUUUAAAUAAAAGAUAUAAAUGCCAAAAUCUUUACC
Saimiri boliviensis boliviensis (Bolivian squirrel monkey) is the source of this 2149-nucleotide messenger RNA. It is a transcript of the gene HCK, whose product is annotated as HCK proto-oncogene, Src family tyrosine kinase. Gene Ontology annotation, molecular function: protein tyrosine kinase activity; protein binding; ATP binding. NCBI's taxonomy places the organism in Eukaryota, Metazoa, Chordata, Mammalia, Primates, Cebidae. The record is from RefSeq and is a predicted model, not a curated record. Gene Ontology annotation, biological process: protein phosphorylation.